This is a messenger RNA of Strongyloides ratti, 768 nucleotides long. RefSeq lists its product as hypothetical. NCBI's taxonomy places the organism in Eukaryota, Metazoa, Nematoda, Chromadorea, Rhabditida, Strongyloididae. The transcript has a single exon. The coding region runs from base 1 to 768 and encodes 255 amino acids. The record is from RefSeq and is a predicted model, not a curated record.
AUGAAUAUUGCUACAGCUUCUGAUAGACCAUUAAGUAUAGAAGAUAUAAUUAUGGCUAAAGCUAAAGAAAAUGAAAAAUUAAGGCCUUUGAAUGAAACUAUAGAUGUAGAUAAUGAAAACAAUGAUGAAAUAAAUAAAACUAUUAAAGAAAAUGAAAAUUCUACAAAUAUUAAUAAUAACAAUGAGUUAAUUGUUACAAAGGUAAGCCCAGAUGGAAGUAUUCUUUUUUCUUAUACCAAUUCUGAUCAAAAUUUACAAAAAUCAAACAAUUCUCAAAUUAAUUUUGUAAAUGAUAAGAUAAACUCAUUGGAAUUUGAUACAAAAAAUUUAUUUGACUUGAAUAAUCAAACAACAAAUUCUAAAAUGCUAGAAAAUUAUAAACAAACUCAAUUAAAGGUUGUAGAUUUUGAUGAUAAUUUAAAACAAAAGUUCAAUAUUGAAAAAAAUAAAGAAAAAAUUGUUUUUGAUUUCUAUAGAAUAGUGGGAACUUUUAAAAAUACAUCAAAAAGUAAUUUUAACGAAUUAAAAUUUAUUGAAGAAAAAGUUGAAACAUCAACUUUAAUAUCAUUAAAAAUGAAUGAGGCAAAUCACUCAAAUAAGUCAAAUUUUAAGAAUAAGGAACCAAAUAUAACAAAAAUUUCUGAUUUUAAACGAGAUAUAAAUUUACAUAAUUCAAUUUUAUCCCAAGGGAAUUUUGGAGUAACUGUUAGAUAUUUUAGCUAUCAAAAUUAUGCAGUACUAUUACCACUGAUAAUGUUUUUUUUAUGA